AUGCGUAUCACAAAACCAUUUGCGGUUCUGAUGACAGUCUCAGUUUUGUAUGCGACUGAACCACCGGAAGUCCAUAUGAAUGUUAUGGAAAUAAUAGCAUAUUACGGUUACCCAGCCGAAUUAGUCGAUGUUAAAACAGAUGAUGGAUACUUCCUGCAAAUGCAUCGCAUUCCGCAUGGCAAAAACGAAACAGGUAGCGAACCGUACGGUAAACGACCCGUGGUGUUCCUUCAACAUGGUUUGUUGGCAUCGAGCGCUGAUUGGGUCAUCAAUACAGACAAAAACUCCGCAGGUAUAACAGCGAAACUGCUCGUUACCAGUACAAAAAAUGCUUGCAAUGAGAUGAAUUCCUGA
Messenger RNA from Anisakis simplex (herring worm), 354 nucleotides. The record is from the annotation of a GenBank genome assembly. NCBI's taxonomy places the organism in Eukaryota, Metazoa, Nematoda, Chromadorea, Rhabditida, Anisakidae.